AGAAGAUGGACGGAGUGGGAUCGUUCGGAGCGGGUCGGGCCGGAGCCACAAUCGACCCGAUUGCCUUCGCCAAGCAGCCGCAGACCAUCCUCCGGGUUUUGUCCUGGAUAUUCUCCCUGGUGGUCUUUGCCUCCAUUGUGAAUGAGGGCUAUGUCAACAUUGGCAGUGAGCGUCUCCACUGUGUGUUCAACAAGAACGCCGAUGCGUGUAACUAUGGAGUGUUCGUGGGUCUGGUGGGCCUGCUGGCCUGCACCUUCUUCUUCAUGCUGGACUACAAGUUUUCCUCCAUCAGCUCUGUCAAAGACAGAAAGAAGGCUGUGAUGCUCGAGGUUGGCUUCUCAGGCUUCUGGACCUUCCUGUACUUUGUGAGUUUCUGCUUUCUGGCCAACCAGUGGUCUCGCACCACUGCUGACGAGCUGCCACUCAGCCAGGGGGCGGACGCAGCCCGGGCCGCCAUCACCUUCUCUUUCUUCUCCAUAAUUACCUGGGCGGGUCUGACGGUGCGUGCAGUGCAGAAGUACCUGCUUGGUACCGACAUGACCCUGUUUACCACUGAACAUGUGGACGGUGGUGCACCUGCACAGCCAUUCCCCUCCAGUUCACCAGGGGGCACCACCACCACCACCACCACCAUCACCGGGACCACAGAGACCUACCAGAGCCCACCAUUUACUGAGAACAAUGCAGCACCUACAUACCAGGUUCCCAUCUACUAG
This is a messenger RNA of Lampris incognitus (smalleye Pacific opah), 716 nucleotides long. RefSeq names its product synaptogyrin 3a (gene syngr3a). Gene Ontology annotation, cellular component: neuromuscular junction; synaptic vesicle membrane. The transcript has 4 exons. NCBI's taxonomy places the organism in Eukaryota, Metazoa, Chordata, Actinopteri, Lampriformes, Lampridae. The record is from RefSeq and is a predicted model, not a curated record. Bases 6 to 716 code for a protein of 236 amino acids.